CUUUCGUCUCCACACCACAUUCGCUUGAAGGCGUAAACUUUUGAACUCAAAGACACAAAGAAAGGAAAAGCGACAAAAUGUACUCGACGAGCUCCACGAUGGUUCUUCACAGACGUGAAGAUUUAUUAGGCCGGCGGGGGACGCAGCCGGAGGUGUUCACGUUCGAGCACAUUCCGGAGGUCAUGAGCUCGACGGCGCCAACCCGGCCGAAGAAGCGCUGCACCCGGGUCAUGUACCCCGCCAAGGUCCGCAUGCACCUUCCGCCUCCGGAGAAGAGCGCGGCCAAACGUUGCUUGCUUCUCCUGCUCCUGGUCCUCCUGUGGCAGAUCUACACGGAGGACCCGUGCGUCGAGACGCCGACCGGGACCGGCCACAACGCGGGUGACUACCAGGGCUUCCCGACCGGGGGCUCCGGCGACGCUGCUCCAGAGAUGGCCUCCUCGGUUGUCCGCGGGGCGGAAGCUCCGGCCGAAGACUCCGCCGUCGCCGGGCGCACGGGAAACACCAUGGUGGCCUUGCUCGUCUACCACCGCCUGGGCGCUGACAACUAAAGCGGCACGAGAGCCGAAAGAAUGCCGAAAGCAUACUGAGCUUGAAGGAGCCGAGUCGAGCGGAGCGGAGGGCAGCGGUACACCGGCAAAGCUGUGGCCCGGGAAGAAGCUCCGUGCGCCGGCGGCUUGAUGGCCGUCGGGAGCCCGCUGUGGCCUGGAGGCGGGACGCCGCCUACAAGUCCGAGAACUGUGAACUCUUACCAGAAACUUGAAUUCAUCGUUGACUGCACUUCAAAAACUGACUGUUGUCCUGUCUUAUUUAUUUAUUAUAAUUAAUAUUAUAUGUUAUUUGCUAUUUAUUGAACAACACUUUUAAUAAAAAAAAUGGAAAUGA
Messenger RNA from Corythoichthys intestinalis (scribbled pipefish), 885 nucleotides. It is a transcript of the gene ier3, whose product is annotated as immediate early response 3. NCBI's taxonomy places the organism in Eukaryota, Metazoa, Chordata, Actinopteri, Syngnathiformes, Syngnathidae. Gene Ontology annotation, biological process: negative regulation of apoptotic process. The record is from RefSeq and is a predicted model, not a curated record. The coding region runs from base 78 to 551 and encodes 157 amino acids. The transcript has a single exon.